Messenger RNA from Parnassius apollo (apollo), 9519 nucleotides. The record is from the annotation of a GenBank genome assembly. NCBI's taxonomy places the organism in Eukaryota, Metazoa, Arthropoda, Insecta, Lepidoptera, Papilionidae.
AUGAAUAUCUUAGAAAAGGCAGAAAAAUCGUUAGAAUAUCUUAAAACUGAAGAAGGAACUGCAAAAGGACAUGAACUUCAAUCUGCGGCUGGAACACUUGGACGUUGUCUAGGCGCUUUAGGAAGUCGCCCGAAUUGUGCUAGACAUUACGCAAACUUAUUGCACUCCGCCGUUCCGACUUUGCUGUCUUUGGCUAGUAAUGAUAGUGCAGAGGUACGUCUAGUUGGAGAUGAAGCAUUAAAUCGUUCUGUGGCUGGUGGGAUUGCGUUCCACUCCUACAAAACUAAUAUAAUACUACAGAAUCAAAUAGACCGCAAUAGAAAUGCCAGAUGGAUCAGAGCAGCACUUUCUCGAAUAUGUCUUGGCGACAGCUGGUUGCGGCCGGGUCCUGGCAAAAUACGCACACAAGCACAAACAUUAUUUCCGAAGCUGAGCCAAAUAGUGCAACAUACAAACGAAAUACAACUCAUAGUGGAAGCUUUAGAGUCCAAUUUGCCGCGUAUAUUAAAUGCAUUAGCGGAAUACACAACAGAUGAAGAGAUUUCUGAACUGUCGAAGGCUCUGCUAUCGCACGUGGAUUGUACGGAUACGGCAGUAAGGCGCGGAAUUGCAACCUGUGUGGCUCAUCUCUGCUCUCACAGGGAACCAUUGCUCACCAAUAUACUUGGACGGGUGUUUGAAAAUCUAUGGCCAACUGCGUCCAGCGAUACGGCGAUAAUCGGAUGGUUUUGCGUCAUCAAAGCCAUGUUUCAGAUAAACAAUAUGGAGGGAUUUACCAAUACUGAUUUGUUCAGCAAUCAGGAUUAUUUAGAGCUCUACCAACUUUGUAUUCACUAUCUAGAGCAAACGACAACAGAACAUAAUAUACAAAAUGCGGUUAUGGAAUGUCUAUCCGUCCUUUUGUCACAAGCAAAUAGCGAACAGAGGAAGGUGUUAUUGGAGAAACAUCCGAGACUCGUUUGUCUUGACAAUAGACAAAGCGAGAAGGGACAUAGGAGGACUAUUAGUUCAGUUAGUGCGAUAUCAACUCGAGCUGCCCCAAGUCCGCUAACGGAACCCCGCGAGCCGGAGUUGACGUUCACUGGAGCUCUGCAACUUGGGAGUUUGUUGCAACUGACCACGCCUAGCCUUAGCGUCGAAGACCUUACUAUUCACACCCCGGAUUCACCAGUUAGCGAGACAGACAUACAAAUACCAGAUACGGAACAACUGUCGAAAGAUUUAACCGAGAAAUUGCAAGAAAUAGAAGAAACUGAUCACUGUGAAGAUGAUAACAAUUUAUCACAUGAAAGUGGUUUUAAGAUCAACAUCGGAUCGUCUACCGACGAUGAUGUAGUAUUGAAGUACUGCGUUCGGUUGCUUGCUUCCAAGUUUCUGUUGACUGGAAAUAAAGGAGGAAUUAUCCCAGAUAGGUCAGUCAGAGUAUCGGUUAAGGCAUCAAGCCUGACCUGCCUCUCAGAAAUACUUCGCAUCUACCCUCAAGCGAUGACUAUGUACUUAGAUAAAGAUGCUGACUUCAAGUUUCAGAAUUAUUCAGGUUCAUCGGAGGGCGUUGAUUGCGUUCACGAAAACAUAAACGAUUUCAUACUCGAAAGGAAUGUUUGUUACCAAGAUUCAAUAACAGAGUCUACUAGUCAAGAGCUAUCGAACAAAAGCACAGAUAGUCAGGCAAAUACCCAGUCACAACAACAGACUUCGAAAAAGUCUGCCGAGAGGUCCUCCGAGAAGUCCACCGAGAAGUCAUCUGAGAAGUCCACCGAGAAGUCCUCCGACAAAUCCACCGAGAAGUCCUCUGAGAAGUCCACCGAGAAAUCUUCCGAAAGCCCUGAACGUAAGAGCUCGAAGGAUGCCGUGUCGAAUGUAUUGGAUAGCAGGGUUUUAGGAAAAACGGACCUUAUUGCUAGUGGAAUAAGUGCCGACAGCACCAACCCUAACAUGACUAACAGUAAUUUUACUUCAAACUCCAAUAUGACGGGCAGUAACGAUCCAAUAUCGUCUGGCUAUCCCAUGUCAAGUAGUUGUGAUGUUGUGUCAUCUAGCAUCGACUUGGAUAUGAAGUUCGAUCACUUUGGCGAAUCGACGACGAACUUGGACCAUUUGGAUGCUUUGAAAGAUUUGGAAAGGAAGGACGAAAGAAAGAAGCCGCUCAAACGGACCGACGAAGUUCAAACAAAAGAUGACAGCAGUCUUGACAAAUGUCAAAAAAUCGAAUCAGAUGAGAAAGAUAGUGAAAAAGAUUUCGAACUUCAGCACAUGUCCGACGUUUUUAUUCUCUUAGAGGGUCACAGUGACCCUCAGAUUAGGGGGUUGGUUAGGGUUUGUAUAGGGAAUUAUUUGAACGCAGCGUUAGAUAUAUCCCACGGUGAUUAUAAUAGGUGGAGGAAUUAUGUGGUACUGCCGCGGGAAGUCACUGGAAAUCUCAGUGUAGAUAAGUUAAUGGAUAUUGUUUUGAAGGGUUUAUCCGAUGAAAUUCACUCGGCGGUUAACCACACACUCUCCUCUCUUACUAACUUAUCGACGGCGCUGUUUAACAGUGCCCAUUGGACCUUAGUUAUAAACGAGCUGAAUUCACUGGUCAAUGUGGAGAAUAACAACUAUUGGUUGUGUCGGGUCAACUUAUGCAAGUUGUAUGAAAAACUUCCUUAUCAGAAAUUGUUCAUGCUGUGUCCUGAGUAUAAUGCCAGAAGCAAGCAUAUCAUGAAUACUCUAUUUCGUCUUCUAGCAGAUCAAGAUCAGAAAGUCAGAAGUGCAGCUGCUCAGGCGAUUGCAAACAUAAUACCAAAAAUAUAUCCAAGGAGAAGGGAAACGCCAACUACAAUGAUGGCGGAGAUGGCCAAAGAGCAGAGCCAAGCAUUCAACUUCGACCAUCACAGCUGUUCCUUGAACUUGGUCAGGAAUAUAUACUUCUACAACGACUUACCGAAGCAAGUGAGGGUUGGAGAAAUUUUAAAAAACAUUGACGCCGUUACAAUGCUCGUUGGUGAUUUGAUGCAGCGCUUAUUUUCCUCCAGUUGCAAGUUUUAUUCUCAAGGACUUUUAGAGGCCCUUCAAGCGAUAUGUAAGUCCUGGUCACCAUGGAUGCACAAAGACGCAUAUACGGAUCAAGGAAUCUUGUCUUACUGUUUAGAUAAUCUGGAUUAUUGCAAUGGGUCUGUAGCUGCAAGGACAGUAUUACUAGAUUUGUGCUGCAUGAUCUAUCCAGUGGAAAUUCACAAUAUUAUGCGGCACAAAACAUCAAACCGCGAUAUAUUCGAAAGAGAUUACCAGAACAUUACCCAUAAAUGGCAACACUUGGAGAGCGAAAAGGUUGCCAGUCUGGCGGAAAAAUUUCUUCAGGUGACUUUGAAAAUGUUGAAUGUCCUUGUGCAUCUAAUAGAAGAAGUUAAUCCUAAUGUCCAUUUGAAUAAGAGCGGUAUUGCGUUGCCGGGGAGUCCUGUAAGAAGAAAAACACAGGAUCCUAUACCAAGAAAAGGCAGUAGCACUCCACAAGAUGUAGACGAGAAAGGCUCUCUAAGGAAGAAAGUGCCCGUCCCUCCUACAAGCUUGAAGGCUAACUUUGUAGGGCAUUUCUUUAACGAGCCCUUUUAUAUGAAGCUGUAUGAGAACUUGAGGGCUAUGUACUCUAAUCAUAAGAUAAAUCUAGAUCCAAAAGGCAGUAUAUUCUACGAAUUCCUAUCGACGGUACUGAACUGCCUCGCGAUACAACUUGAGCUGGCAACAGAGAAAGAGUUCGGCCACGUCACAGAGGAGAUUCUCUACUAUCUUAAAGUCAUGAUGCCGUUAUGUCCGAACACAACAGUCUACUGCAUCACACAGCUACUAAAAUGCCUCUUCGGUACGAAUAUGAUAAACCAAUACAACGACUUUAUGAGUAUAUCCGACACUGCGGAUGUUUUGACGAAAACCAGCUUUUACAACGAUGUUAUGUUGGUGAAUCCUAUUAAAGAUAUGACUGAAGAUUCUAGAAGGAGUAGCGUUUGCUCGAACGCGAGCCAGAAACUAUCUCUGGACAGCAAGAACCCGCGGAUGCUGGUCGAGAGACAGCUUCUGAUGGCUAUGGAGAACUUUUCGAGGAACAAGACCGAUAGGAAAUGGAGCACUAAUAAGAAGGAGCUGGAGAGAUAUAUAAGGCUGUUUGAGCCAGUUGUUAUACAGGCUUUGAAGAGUUACACAAUGCAGAACGACAUUCCUCUUCAGUGUGAGGUGCUGUCCCUGCUGAAUCAACUCCUGGCGUUAAGAGUCAACUACUGUAUGUUGGACAGUGAUCAAAUCUUCAUUGGAUUUCUAAUGAAGCAACUUGACUUAGUGGAGCAGCAUGAGAUACCAAAUUGUUGCAAGCUGGUCAACAGCAUCCUCCUGUUCUUGGUCCAGCUGUCUUCAUCGAAACACCACACUAAGCAAUUAAUAGAGAUACCUAAGUUGAUACAACUAUGCGACGGUUUGAUGGCGUCAGGGGCCCAUUUGGAAUGUAUAGCGGGCUUGGAGCCGGUGGCUGUACGGGUGUUCAGUAAUAUGGGAGGUGGAAGCACUCUGGGUCGAGCACAGCAACAAGAAGCACAGGCUACGAGAGAAGUUCUCUUCUAUAUGCUACAGAAGACGAUGCAUCAGCACAAAGUUCUAGACCUCGUCUCGUGUGUGCUCUCCCUAUCACAAGAACACCCAGAGAGCUACUACCGUUGGUCCGAACUGGCCAGUGACACUCUUCUCAACCUCCUCACACAGAGGACUAUAGAGAUAGACUCUGAUGACGCCAUAAAGUCUUUGGAAAGGCUCUUGGACUCAGUGUACAAGGAUGUUUUGCUGGAGCAGAGUAGAGUAGAAAUAUUGUUGAAGAUUCUAUUUAAACCGCCUCCAGAUCAGAUAACCACACCACGAAAAUUAAAGCUGAGAUAUCUCUCAAUAAUAAUGAUCCUGCUACGUAAAGUAUUGGUAAUGAUACCAGAGAGCGAGAUCUUGCUAUCGAUAAACUAUUUAAAGUCGACUUGCGUAUCUCCACAAUCGAUAUUCUUCAACGUGAAACCAAAUGUGGAUCCUUUGAACGUUCAAAACGUGAACGAAAACUGCGCCAACUUGUCGCCCGAUGUCAUUCUCGUCAGGUUUCUAUUCAAGACUUUGACGUAUGCGAUAAUAGAGAUGGAUGACUGCCGGGCGAAUUCGGAUCAUAAUUUGAACGAAAAUAUGGACAAUUUGCUUUACGCUGUCUGCGUCAAUAUAGUCGUCCAUGUUAAACAUAUGCUGCAUUUGACGAAUGGCUGCCUGUUUCCGUUGACUGCGAAAACUGCUCAGAAUAUCAUCCACAACGAACAGAGCGGCUUGAACACGGGCCUCUACAGUCCCGAAGAAAACAUACCGCUUGAUCAGCUUAAUAUGAUCUGUUUGAAGUCCGCGCAUCGGAUUCCGCUGCUGACUGUACACUGGUCCCAUUUGUUGAUAAGGUUGAAUUUCCUCUCACAGAAAUACUGGCACAAGCUUAUGAUCGGGUUCGCUCGCAACCUACCGCUAAGUGCCGAUAGCGGCGACACUCGGUUGUUGCGAGUCGACAUACUGCAGACUGCCUGCGUUGUCGCAUACUGCGAAUAUUUUGUGGAAAAUGGCUUAACCCAAGCGGUGCAUUUAACAUGGCUACUCGUGAACAGAAUUCACAUACUAAUCAGCCAAUAUGACGAGGAAAUCGUGCAGAACCUUAUAGCGAAAGUGCAGCAGAACUGCGUAGCGUCGGGACUGUUGUUACAGGCGAUUGCCGCUAGAUGUCAGUGUUGUCUUAAGGACGAGUUCGCUCUCAAUACAUACAAGGUGCUGUCACUGUGCCACGAAAGUCAAUCCGGUGCUUUGCUAUUUCUCAUUUGUCGAAUUAUCGGCAAACUCGAGCCGGCGAUUGCGGUCAGAUUUGCCAACUUAGCGAUAGAGAGGUGUAAGGUGCUGGGCGAACUGGCAGCGGAUAAAAUUAACUCGCAGCUUUCAAAAGAGGAUUUACAAAUUGCAUUAGAAUCCCUGCAAAGGGACGGGGUUCACGUCAGGUAUUCAGCAUUGGUGGUACACUUGAACACACUCGCAUCGAGCAUUUUUGAUCUUUCGCCGAUAGAUUUAACUUUGCACCGCGUCGUGAACCCUCAUAACGUCUUAACUACCAAUGUCGACGCUAACUGGCUCAUCAAUGAGAUUAAAAUAAGAUGCCGACCAAAUUCCACGUUCCCUAAGAUGUUGAAAUACAAUGAUCUAGCUAAGCUCUUGUCAAACCUGUCACAGGAAGAUUUACUAACUGUCAUGUCGUGUCCGGAGUUCGACAGGAAAAUUCUCGCGUCCUGCUUUAAAGUGGCGUGCGAUGCUUUCUCAAGAGAAUUCCUAAACAUCGUGUCGGUCUCCGAAUCUAAAGAGAUUGAGAAGGAAACCGCAAGAGAGCAAGAGAAUGUAAGACUGAAAGAGGAGAUGACGUCAUCAAUAGACAGCAACAAACUAAACAUGGUUAAUUCGCUACACGUCUUUAAGAGAAGCGACAGUAGGGAGUCGAAAUCACAGUUUUUUAUUCCGAUAAAUGAAAUCGAGACCAGAGAGCGUUUUGGUAACUUAAAACUAUCUGAAGAAGAGUUAGAGUUGCCAUCGCCUGAACUGCCAGAUCUAUACCAGAUAUCUUUAUCAACUUUAGACAAAUCGAUCGGUGACAUCUUACGUCUGUUCCCAAAACAAAAUCGUCCGCUCAGUCAGUCCGAGAAUUUCAACUUGAAUAUAGAACAGACUAUCGACAGAUAUACGAGGCGUUGUCACCAGGUGUUUCAAGAUAAAUUGUUUUACCAAGAGUUUAUAACGGUUCAAACGAUUAUGACUGGAUUUUUGGAUUGUCUGCACAGGAUUAUAGCCCUUAUCGACGAGGCGGACUGCGAUUUGUUAGAGAAAUGCAUCGAAAACAUUAUCCCCGACAACGUAGCUAGAAAUAUAGCCAUUUUCUCAGUGGUCUCAUUACAGUACCUGUCUUUUUUAAUCAAGAAUAAGAAAACGGUGGAAAGUCCGGUACACGCAGACGUGUCCUUCCGAGUGACGAAUACAGAAACGGAGGAUAUAGUUGUCGACUAUGUGCUUUCAGUGACUGUGGAUAAUGUGGCCAAGGCGUUGAGCUUCGAUGAGAUUUGGUCGGAAUUGAACGUGGAUAGCAAUUUCAAUAGGAUACAAUCAGCCAUUAGUUGCUUGUUCGCAGUGUUGAAGUAUUUAGUUAAGGAUACGAAGCCGCUAAUCCUAAAGUCACACGUGCCAUUGCACGAUUCUGGUCCAAAGCCGGACUUCAUAUUGACCUCGGACAAAUUGAUAACGAUGGUCCAGUACUGGGAGCAAAAUUUUUACGCGAGACCCAUCGACGAUAUACUCGCUAAAGGAUAUCGGAAGCCGAUAGAAAGCUUGCUCGUUAGUUUGUCCAGGUUAGAAGUUGUAAGUAACAUUGCUCUCAUACCUCCGAUCGCGUGGUCUUACGUACAAGCGACUGUAAAAAAUGAUACGGUGCAGAACAUCGACCUGCCGUUACAAGCGUUGCAAGAUAUGGACGUUUUGGAAUCGUUCUUAUUCAGAGUGAAUCUUAUAGGUUGGUCUUCGAAGAAGCAGUUCGAAGAGAUAUGGGUGGGAUUGUUGGGAGCUUUACAAGGAAAUGGUACCCACUGGGCUGUGAGAGGAAUCACCCAGCUGCUGAUCAGUACUGCACCUCACGUUAGGAGGAAAGGAAUUAUGCAUGUGCCUCGUACGCAUGUGUAUGUCACUGAUGGAAUGCAACGUCUUCGGAGUCUUCUUGUUGGUACUACCGAGAUCAAAAUGUUUGAAGACGUCAACUUAGAGCGUGUCCCGUUAAUGAAUGACAGUUUCGACGGAUAUCACUAUGCACAGUUUAGUACAGAGUAUUUGAAACUUGCUUCGGAUAUAUCAGAGGAAGCUCCUUUCAAAGUACGACAGGCGGUGAAAAGAAAGAGACGGAAUAAGGACAUAGAUGUCAACAGUUGUUUACAAUUGUUAAUGGACGUUACCACAGAUAUGCUCGAGCCCAAAGCCGGGACUGGCGUGGCGUCACGUACGGCGCUGCUGCAGAGUAUAUGCGGCGCGAGCGCGGUGUUUUCUACGGGCGCGCAGUGGGGCUGGGCAGCCGCGCAGCUCGCGGCACAGAGCUCGCGCGCGCACUGGCCCCCCGCCAUGCGCGCGCUGCUACACGCGCUCGCGCUCUGCCUGCCCGUGCUGCACCACGCCGACGUGACGCACAGUACGUGCGCGCACUGGCCCGCCGCCAUGCGCGCGCUGCUGCAUGCGCUCGCGCUCUGCCUGCCCGUCCUGCACUACGCCGACGUGACGCACGAGCUGUCAACUGUCCACCAGAAGCUGCUGAAAUCACUUACUUCUAGCUACGCACCGUUACGCCAAGCGGCACUUCAGGGCUGCCUUCUUCAGUUGACAGCGAGAACUAAACACGUGACCACUCAAACGCACAACCCUUACCACGAGUUGGUCACGCAGUUAAAUGUCGCCGUGCGUCAGUAUUUAGUGCCGAAUUCGAAGAUAUCGCUCUACGAACAGAGUCUGUAUUGGACGGUGCUUUUCACUUUGGUAGAGUUGGGACACCCCGACCUAAUGAACUUUGCGGUGGACUUCGUUUUAAAAAAUCCGAGACAUUAUUGCACCGAUCUUGUGGUCAGGGCCAUAACCUCAGUACUCCGACAACAGAUUCUACCUAAAGACUUAAAGAAAACUAUAAUAGAGAAGUUACUAGACAACAUGAGCAAAUACUCAGAGCAUCAUGCUAUUCAGAUACUAAUGGUGCAUCUAUUUUCAGCUGACAGUAGAUUAUUAAGUCCAAAGUUAACUGCAGAUGUGUCCAACAUGGACCCAGAUGUAUUAAUGAGCUCUAUGGAGAGAAUAACUUUACUUUACAAAACCCUCAAAAACUCAAAAUCCAAAGAGAGCAAAUACAUACUAGCGUCCGCUCUGAAAUACUUCCUGCGGGAGACUCUACCGCCGGCUGCGACUUUGAGUAGAGUCGUGAUAGAGUUUCUGGAGUGCUGUAAGGAGACGGAAAAGAAGAGAGUGGGGAUAUUUAGUGACAGAGAAAAGUGGAUUCAAUGCUCCGUGCUAAACGCUGAGGUCGUUAAUGAGGUGUUCGAAACUGCUGUAACGCAAGAUCAGCUUCCCGUGUUAAGUGGCUGGAUAUUUGAAGCCCUCUGCCAUUUGUUAACUGGCAAAAUUUCCGCAAACUUACUUCCAUCUUGCGUGCUGACCUUACUGGUUUCGGCUAGUUCGAACCGGUUCGUUAGACAGAUAUCGCCGCUCUGCUACCAUAUCUUCAGGAAAAGUUUUGCUCAUCACCAAAAGGAUGAAAGUUGGGGCGUUUUCAGCGACUGCUUGGCGACGAAUGGCGCGAUGUGUUUUUCAGACAAAAGGCUGCUGUGCGUUGUUGCGACGCAUUCUAACUUCUCCGUAUCUCAAUUAGGAAGGUUAAGAGAAUUAUGUGGGAACAACGAUUGCUUGGAAUAUUUGUUGCAGUGCUUGAACGUUUAG